CACAUGAAAGCCUACACUGCAUGCAAAAAUUCCACCUGAUCCGCACUUCUUCGGGAUUUUGAAGUUUGGAACACUUCUCGACAACUGAGCUUUGAAAGUUUGCAGUUUUCAACUUUUCAUAUUUCGAAAGCCCAAUAAUAACUGAAUUGUUUAUGGAUUGCAAUGGCAAGAUGUGUGCUAUUGAAUUAAUAUCGUUCGAUUUGAUCUAUUGUCUGAAAGUUCUGAGUCUUGUGUUGUUAAGUUUAUUACGAGAAAUCACCGGUCAUAUGCGCGGUAAGAAUGCUGCCAACGGGAAAGCCUCUCUUCGUGCUGCUGCUCGUGACGGGCGUCCUCAUCCCAGGGAUCAAUGUCAUUGUCACCAGCGCCAACGAUGCCACUACCACGUCCGGCGCAGUGUGUACGGCAGCCAGAAACAACAGCUGCGCGGAAAAACACAGCAGUCUGCCGGCGGGAAUCUACACCAUACCGGAUCGAAUAGACUUUGGCUCAAUGACUCUUGGUCAAGUUGUUGUGCGGCAUUUGCAGCUCCAUUCGCCCAACAGUGUAGCGAAGUUAAGAAAAGCUGUACCGUCGGAUCCAGCGAUGAUCUACGUAAUAUCGACCGAGACUAUGGAAGAUGGUGCGCCAUUUCAUAAAAUCAGGAUAGCCAUGGUUCCGAAGAUUAUAGGAAUUAUUGACACCAUGCUCGUGAUUUUCACGAGCUUUGGUCACAUUCCUGUGCCGGUCACGGCGCAAGUUUCGCCAAGCCAUUUUAGAGUCUUCCCUAUAGAGCAUCCUCGCUUACCAAUUUGGACCAAUUAUUCCACCGAUAUCGUGUUAUUUAAUCCCUUUGAUACGACGCUCUUAGUUAGCAAAGUGUACUCCAGUGGAGGACCGUUUCACCUCUUCCUUCCGGAAACGUUACAUUUGCCCACAAACCAGAGGUUCAUACCUAAAAAGAAAAGCUUUUGGGAGAUACCCGGAUUUGAGUCUCGUGUGAUAGCAUCGUUAUUUAUUGAACCGAUGCAGGCCUUCCGUGAGCAGACUUUUGUACGCGUGAAAUUCAACGAUACGGAUCACGGAGAAUUGUUUCUCCCAAUUGAUGUCAAUGUAUGGGAAGGAAGCGGUUUAUAUGCCGUUGAUGGUGUGUUGCAUUUCGGUGUGAGAAGAUUCAAUAAUGGACCAAUUUUUCUGCCUUUAAAGCUGCGCUUGACAGAGAAUGCUGCAGCUGUGUACAUUGAUGAUAUUAUUGAUGCCUCAUCGAAUGCUGGUGUUAAUAUUACCAUUGUGCAAAGGCAUGUGAUUGACUACCUUGGAGAUACGGUUGUAGCCAACGUGUCGCUAACCGUGUCAGAGCAUCAUAAAUCUGGAAUUGUAAAUGGGAAUGUAGUUGUCAAAUCCAGUUCUGGAGAGUUUGUUGUACCAUAUCGUGCUUUUGUUGUUGUUGGGGAUAUUAUUCCUUCCAAAGAUACUAAUUUAUGGCAUUUAUCUGCAAAUUUGAUGGAUGCGAGCGUGGAGACACUGUAUAUAAAGAAUGGAUUUACAACGCCUGUUACAUUUUUAAAAAUUCUUGUUACCCAAAACGCGGCUUUCUCUUCUGUAGAGUUGAUCGAAUCUGCAGCUCCAAAGACGAUUCUUCCAGGCGAAGAAUGCGCGGUUGGCAAUUUUCGGGUGGUUGUUCAUUCUCGGAUUACCCAUACUGUGAUAGUGAGGCUGAUUACCACGUUAUCUGUGUUUGAAAUUCCUGUAACUUUGUACACGGGGGAUUUGUGGGUGGAUCUUUCCAAAAUGUUGGAUGUCAUCCAUGACGGAAUCGUCAGUGGUGAAAAUUAUGAUCGACAAAUUUGGAUACAUAAUACGAAUCCUGUUCCGGUUUCCGUUCAAGUACAAAGACUGCAGUCCGACUGUAUGCGUGUAAUCAGAGUAGCAUUUUGCGACGCACCUGAUCAGUGCACAAAGACUGCACAGUUCGUGAACAGCUCGGGCACUAUUAGAAACGGCUCUGCAUUGCGGUUGGAUGUUUCGAUUGAGUCACCGAUUCUGGAAGGGCAUUGUGAAGGCAAUCUGGUUCUCAAAACUCCUUUUCAGACGCUAAUCACCAAAUUGGAUACUGCUGUCUAUCCCGGUCGUAUCGAGUUGUACGGCCCUGAAACUCCGGUUAUUGUGGAGGACAUAUUUCCCUCCAGUUAUGCGCAAAGAAAUCUGACGGUGUUCAGCACUUUCGAAAAGUCCAUUGACAUUUUAAACAUAUUCAGCGAGGAAUUCCCCCAGUUGAAAAUGGUUCCAGCCUUGGACGGAAUCCAAAUUGAUCCGAAAACUGGAUUAAGUUUCGAUACGUUCACCUUCGAUGCCCGUGAUCUAUGCCAGCAGUUGCCCGGCUUGUGUUACGUUGGGUUUAAUCUGGAAUCGGCUUGUGAAAGAACCGAGACAUGGAAACGUCCAUUUCGGAUAAUUAAUUACAGCUCAGUGGAAAUCGAUCGAAGAUUUCGUGAACGUCAAAGAACGCUGUGGAAUAAUAUCAGUGGCGGAAAUGAUAGCUUCCAAAUUGAUACCAGUGUAAAGGUGACGACCGUGCAGAAUUAUGCCUUCCAGCUGCCAAUUACGCUGAAAUUCAUCUGGCCUCCUUCGUUAAUAUCCCUGUCAGCUGAGCGCUUUGAAUUUCCUCUACUGAGCAUUGGGAAUUCAUCGGAACUGGAUGUGGAAGUAGUUAAUCCCUCCUACAAUGCGCUGUUUGUCCACGCGUACGUUUUCAAAGACGAUAAGUCUCAACUGUGGAACCGGGAUAUAUUUUACGUCAAAUCCAUUGUGCCGAAAGGGACUACCACUGGUUUCUAUGGAAUUGACGACGAACGAUUACCGACGAGUGUUCGAAUGCCAGCACCGACACGGGGAACUGCGGCCUUGGUCAUUCCUCCUCGCGGCAAUUUUCUUGUGCGAAUUGCCUUUCAACCACAAGCAGAAACCUGCUACAAUGCGCUUUUGUACAUUAGAAAUAAUUUGACCGUUGUGGAAACUGUUAACAUCCAUGGUUGUGGCGUGGAACCGAAUGUACGAAUAUCCAGUGAAAAUAUUUCAUCGGAAACAAAAGACUUAUCAAUUUUGUUUACUGCUGUCGAUGCUGUGUACUGCCGCAACAAGUCUCCUAUAAAUGGUGAUCGGAAGCAGAUUCGGCGCAUUGGGAAAAUGAUUAUUCACAAUCCCACUGGUGCCUACGUUGCUGUUGACAAGGUGAUGAUAGACGAGACUGACUGGUAUCACAAAAGCUUUGCUGUUUUGGACAGUGGACCUUUUAUCGUCCCGCCGAAAAAAUCAAGAAAGGUGUCGGUUGAGUUUAAUCCCGAUUUUGGAGUGCAUUUGAAAACUGCAAAAGCCGUCGUGUUCCUUCGAGACCGGAGUGAACCAGUGUACUUUCAAAUAACUGGAGAAGUUGAUGCCCGCGCCGCUAAGCUAUGUCGCAGUGUGUUCGGCCGAAGUGAACGUGAUAUCUGGAUUCGUUACAUUCUGUUUACCAAGCGUUGGGGAUGGACAUUCUAUUUUAUACCACUUAUUUUGUUGGGAUUUUAUGUCCUUUAUAUUCGAAAAUGGUAUACGAGACGAUUGAGGGACCAGUUCAUUCGAAGAUUCACCGUCCAAUUCACUCAGGAAAGGCGGAAAUCCGAGGGCAGUACGAAACCAAAGGUCACAUGUGGCUUGAAACCAAGUGAUUUUGGAUGCGGAGAGUCACGUCAGUCUGAUUAUGGAACUGUAACUAAGCGAAAGACAAAUCGAUGCCGGGAAGGCGGAACGCUACGAGAAACAAGCGAAUCACCGUCCAAGCCAGGUGCGCAAUCAUUUAGAUCGCUGCGCCAGUUGAUCGAAAGCGAGAUUCCGGAGGAUUUAUGGGAAUUAUGCGCCGUUGCGUAUUACGCGUCCAGUCCCGUAACCUAUGUGAUAAAUUUUCGCUUUCCGCAACGUUCAAAGUAUCGGGUUUUUUUUCUACUGGAAACUGUGGCUUGGCCAGCACGCGGUCUAUUUUGGAUUGUUUCUCGGGCAGUGCAGUGGUUAUUAGCAGCCUUCGGUUAUAGAUUACAGAGUUCCGAUAGUACGGAGUUUGACACACCAUUAAUUUUCGAUAAAUAUAUGGAAAACGGAACAGUAUCCAAGGCCUAUCCUUUGGCUGUGUUUGGUUGGAUAUUUUUUUGGAACUGGAAUUUUUCCCGGUGGUUCUGUGCCAUUUUUCGGUGGAAUAAGACCAUGUCCGAACCAGUCGUGGAGGUCGCUUUCAACGUGAACGUGGUCGAGUCUGUUGAGAACAUUGCGGAAGUUGUUGCAUUGAAACCUGAUAUUUUGGGGAAAGUGAAAGAGCGAGUAAAAGCUUUGAAUUCAGACAUCACAGAACACGCAAUAUCUGGCAGCUCCUGGUCUAAUCCGGAAACGGUAGAUGAAGGUAUCUGCUCGGGUUCCGAGAGCAAGAAUAGAUCAAUGGAUGUUUUUGCUGACUACAGCAAACGAGAUGUUGCGCAACAGCAGCUAGUAUCAUCCAGUCGUGGUGUUGAUUCCCCUCGGCCGACUUCCUCACGGGAAUCUAGUGUGGAUGACGAGUUGCGCAAAAGCUGUGAUGAAACAGACCGCGCCGCAUCCCCCGAUGGUGGGAAUGGCUUUAAAACCGCCCGGAAAAUGCGACGCAGACAGCUGCUUUUGGCCAAACGGGAAGCGGAUAAAGCUGCAAAAUUAGCAAAAAACUACAAUAAAGCUCAACGAAAAGCCGAGGAGCGGAAGCUUUUAGAUGCCAAAGCCCAACGCAUUUUAGCGGUGGAGGACGGUGAGGUCACCGGUGGGGCUGAUAGCGAAUUUGACACGGAUCGUGAGCGGAAUUUAGCCGCCAAGCGCCGUGCCAAACAAGAAGCAGAAAAGAUCGCGGCAAAAUUAGCGGAAAGGAAGAAGUUUCCGACCAUGGCACGGGUGGUCUCACCUAGUUUUGAUAUCAACCACCAUCAUCCCCACCACAAUAACCGCCCAGUGACGUAUCCACCGCAGUGUGACGUUAUUCAACACGCUUUCUAUCGAGUGGAGCCGAAAGAAAAUGGUCUGAUGUUUACGGAAAUGAAUCGUGAUCAGUCUCUGCAGCUGGUCAAACAAUUGAAACGAGAUCACCCAAAUUUGUUCACGUUGGAUCCGAAGACCGCGGUGGAUUUAUUGAUCGAAAGCACGAAAACGAAUCGAUACCGCAUUGAUGGCGAUUAUGUUGAUCUGGCUAAAAAAUCCAACGUAAUUGGUUAUACCAGUACAAACAGAAGGCGUUCUCAAGAGGCUGGCAAAUCGCUGCUAAAACAGCAGCCGGUGUAUUCCAGUAUUAGAAGAGCAUCGCCACCCAACCCGUGGAAUACCAGUGUAGGUAGCACGGCAUCACUGCAUUCGAAGCCACUAAUCGACGAUCGGUGGUCGGGUUCUCAGUCGCCAAAUGGUUCGGAUAACGGUAGUUGGGAAUUCAGUCGGGCCGACAGUCGAUUAUCACCGCUGUCCGUGACCUAUGCCGAUGUUGCCGGUACUAACAACCAUCAGCCUUUGUCACGUAAAUCAUCCAACGAUAAUUCCAUUCGCAAUACCGCUUCCCCUUGGCGCUCCUCCCAUACACCAUCCGGCACCGAGAUCGCUACGUCGGGUGCCCGUUUUAUGAUUACAGCCAAGGACCCGGUCCUAGAAUGUGCACCAAAUGUGUCAGCGCUAGUCAGCUGUCUGGACGAUUUUGAUAUGAGUAGCGAUCUGGCUGACUUCGAUAGCCGACUGGAACAAAAAUUCGGCAAGAAAGCGAAUGGCAAAGGUAAAGGAGGGAAAGAAAAGGACUUAACGAAAAAAGAAGCAAACAAAAGAGUGGAUAGCAGUCAUCAGCCUGUGAAAAGCACUACGGCAUUCAGUUUGGGAGCAGAUCCCCAAUCCGUAUGGUUGGAUGGAACUGAGAAGGAUAAUGCAAAACUAACCUCUGGUACAUGGGAAAGUGAUUUGUCUGCUGUGUGGCAGACAAGUAUUAGCAGUCCAUUUGAGUCGUGGCAUGCCAGUGAUAUUACUUUGGAUUGCGAAAUUCGACCUUUCACAUGGAAUAAAUCCGACACUACGAAAUCUGAAAUUCUGUCGACUUUGGAUGAAUCAAAAUCCAGCGCCAAGGAUUACUGGUCCCAGUCAGUGUGGAACACAUCAUCGUUUUUCCUCGCGGAUGAGAACGAUAAAGCCAGUGAUGAAACCGCGAACAGUCAACAACAGACAAAAAUCGGUGUGAUCGGAGACUGUCUUAAGAACCCGAAAUAAAACUGAAUAUGUCGUCGUGCCGGUAGUGCGACCGUUGUGUACUAUAGCGUCCCUUACGGAAUCCGAGAACGGAGAAGUUGUUUAUUUUACAGAUUUGAAUGUUUUAUUUGACCACUUGGAAGCUGCGGCUUCUCUUUUGAAUUUGUUGUUUUAAUUUUGAACCGACCUGGUGUGUUACUGGCAAGCAAUCCUAGUGGGUUGUGAAUCCUCAUGGAGGAAGGAAGAAAGGGGUGAAUUCAAAGCCGAAAACGGGAAAUAAAAUGGGUAACAGAUUGCAGAA
This is a messenger RNA of Paramacrobiotus metropolitanus, 6541 nucleotides long. RefSeq lists its product as uncharacterized. The record is from RefSeq and is a predicted model, not a curated record. The transcript has 32 exons. Gene Ontology annotation, cellular component: membrane. Bases 280 to 6261 code for a protein of 1993 amino acids. NCBI's taxonomy places the organism in Eukaryota, Metazoa, Tardigrada, Eutardigrada, Parachela, Macrobiotidae.